Messenger RNA from Pteronotus mesoamericanus, 3097 nucleotides. It is a transcript of the gene NINL, whose product is annotated as ninein like. The transcript has 21 exons. Gene Ontology annotation, molecular function: calcium ion binding. Gene Ontology annotation, biological process: microtubule anchoring at centrosome. Gene Ontology annotation, cellular component: centrosome. Lineage: Eukaryota; Metazoa; Chordata; Mammalia; Chiroptera; Mormoopidae. The coding region runs from base 177 to 3056 and encodes 959 amino acids. The record is from RefSeq and is a predicted model, not a curated record.
GAGAGGAGGAGGGGGCGGCGCCUGGUGGCCCCAGGGAGUGCAGGCUCUCGACCUUGCGACACAAAGAGCGUGGGAGCUUUGGGGCCUGCGUAGUGCCUUUCACCCGCGUCCGUGCGACCUGCGCGCGCUGGCGGGGACGGUAGGCCCCCAACUCUAGCUGUCCAGCCUGCUAUGGGAUGGACAAAGAAGAAGAGAACCACUAUGUUUCACAGCUCAGGGAAAUCUACAGCAGCUGUGACACCACAGGAACAGGCUUUCUGGACCGGGAAGAGCUGACCCAACUCUGUCUUAAGCUUCAUCUGGAAAAGCAGCUUCCCAUUCUUCUGCAAACACUUCUCGGAAAUGAUAACUUUGCCAGGGUUAACUUUGAGGAUUUUAAGGAAGGUUUUGUGGCAGUGUUAUCAUCAAAUGCUGGUGUUCACUCCUCAGAUGAAGACAGUAGUUCUUUGGAAUCAGCUGCCUCCUAUGCUGUUCCACCAAAGUAUGUGAGAGGCUCUAAGUGGUAUGGCCGUAGGACCCUACCUGAGCCAUGCAACUCUGCAACCAGAACCAAAUUUUUACCAGAACAGCAAGCCAAGGCCACAGUAAGAAGCCAGAUCCGACGCUCUGCAUCUCUGGAAAGUGUGGAGAGUCUUAAGUCAGAUGAAGAAGCUGAAAGUGCUAAAGAACCUCAGAAUCAGUUGUUUGAAGCAAAAGGCCAGCUGCCAACCUGGGGUUCCAGGGUCUUUGGAAGCACUCAGAAGUCCCACAGCUCUCCCUUUGAUACUCCUGAGAGCCAGGUCCAGGACAUCUGGGAAAAGCUGGGUGUUGGCAGCAGUGGUCACCUCAACAAGCAAGAGCUGGCUCUGGUCUGCCAGAGCAUUGGGCUCCAGGGACUCAAGAAAGAGGAACUAGAGGACCUGUUUAACAAAUUGGAUCAAGACCGAGAUGGCAGAGUGAGUCUUGAGGAAUUCCAGCUUAACCUGUUUAAUCAUGGGACCACUUCACUUCUGGAAUCUUCCACUCCUGUCAGACUGAGCAGGUCCUGGUCUGAUUACCAGGUCCUGAAGGAGGGUGGCUGCCACACCAGCACAACAUCAUCUCUCCUGUCCUUGUGCUCAGGCCCGCGCCUCUUCUGCAGCAUUGACAAUGGCACCGGCUUUGCCUUUCCCGAGCAGCUCAUUGCCCUGUGGGCCCAGGAGGGGAUUCAGAAUGGCAGAGAGGUCCUGCAGAGUCUUGACUUCAGUGUGGAUGAGAAGGUGAAUCUUUUGGAGCUGAGCUGGGCCCUCGAGAAUGAGCUCAUGAUGAUCCGUGGUGCCACUCAGCAGGCGGCUUUGUCCUGCUACCGCCAGGAGCUGAGAUUCUGCCAGGGUCAAGUAGAGCAGAUGAUGAGGGAGCGAGACAAGGCAAGGCAAGAUCUAGAGAAAGCCGAGAAGAGGAACCUGGAGUUUGUGAAAGAGAUGGACGACUGCCACUCUGCCCUGGAGCAGCUUACAGAGAAGAAGAUCAAACACCUGGAGCAGGAAUACAGAGAAAGGCUGAGUCUCCUGCGGUCUGAGGUAGAGAUAGAGCAUGAGCUAUUCUGGGAACAGGCCUGCAGGCAGAGGGCCACGCUGGAGAAGGAUCUGGAGCACCUGCAGGCUGAGGAGGCCAGCCUCCAAGAGAAGCUGACCCUGGCCCUGAAGGAAAACAGUCGAUUACAGAAGGAGAUCAUUGAAGUUGUGGAAAAACUUUCGAAAUCAGAGAAGCUGGUCCUGAAACUGCAGAACGAUCUGGAGUUUGUGGUGAAAGACAAGCUGGAGCCACAGAGCACAGAACUCUUGGCCCAGGAGGAGCAGUUCAAGGAGGUCCUGAAGGAGUACGAGCUCAAGUGCAGGGACCUGCAGGACCGCAACGAUGAGCUGCAGGCUGCCAUGGAGGGUCUGCAGGCACAGUUGCCCCAGAGUUGGCAUGGCCAGCCCCACGCACCGCCAAAUGGAUGGCUGCUCUCUAGACGUGGCCAAGCAGGCAUCAUCCCCAACCUGGGUGAUUCCACUCCAGUGAGUAUAGAAAUGGAGAUAAUGAUGGAGCAGGUGAAGGAACAUUACCAAGACCUCAAGAUUCAGCUGGAGACCAAGGUAAAUUACUAUGAAAGAGAAAUUGAGAUGAUGAAAAAGGACUUUGCAAAGAAGAGAAAGGAAAUGGAGCAGGCUUUCAAGCUUGAGGUUGGUGUGCUGGAGGAUCAGAAAGCCAACCUGGAGACACUCCACGUGAAAUCUCAGGAGGUCAUUCGAGGCCUGCAAGACCAACUCCAGAGUGCAACCCAUGGCCCUGAGCUGGAGAGGAAGUUCGAGCUGGAGAGGGUGGAGAUGGAGCAGUGCUACCCUCAGGUGCUGCCUGGCCUGGCUCAGUGGCUGGCCCACGAGGAGGACCAGCUAGAAGAGGAGCUGCACCAGAGAAUUGAGUUGGAUUGGCUUUCUGAAGAAAACACAGUGUUGAAAAAUGAGCUGGGGAGGUUCCAACAAGAGCUCGAAUUUACGCAAAGGACAAAUGAUGCACAGAGGAAGGAAAUUGAGGUUUUAAAGAGAGACAAGGAAAAGGCCUGCUCCAAAUUGGAAGAGCUCAACACACAGAGUCAGAAAUGUAAGGAUGCGUUGUUUCAGCUCAACCACAGGGCCCUUCAGCUGGGAGAGGAGGCCUCUACCCAGCAGGCCCAAACUGAGAAAAACUGCAUCACAAUUCAACUGUUAACACAGAGCCUAGAGGAGGCUGGACAGCAGGGCGAGUUGCAGGAAGAACAUAAAAAACAGCUUAAAGACAUAGAAGAGUGGGUAGAAAAAUUGGAAAUGAUUUCGAAGAACAUGGAAAUACUCCUACAAGAAAAAGUGGCUGAGCUGGGACAGCAGUUUGAAAAGAACACAAAAUCUGAUUUGCUGCUCAAGGAGCUCUAUGUGGAAAAUGCUCACCUGAUGAAAGCACUUCAGAUCACUGAAGAAAAGCAACGAGGAGCUGAGAAAAAGAACCGAAUCUUGGAAGAAAAAGUUAGCUUUCUCAACAAACUAAUCAGUAAGAUGACUUCAGCAUCCUUCUCUGUAUAACCGAUUGUUUUUGUGGAAUUCAUUUUGAAAGAGCAUCUUUU